Molecule: messenger RNA, 1582 nt
Organism: Macadamia integrifolia
Lineage: Eukaryota; Viridiplantae; Streptophyta; Magnoliopsida; Proteales; Proteaceae
Product: AP-4 complex subunit mu
Exons: 13
Coding region: 98-1453 (451 amino acids)
Biological process (GO): Golgi to lysosome transport; protein targeting
Cellular component (GO): trans-Golgi network; cytoplasmic vesicle; clathrin adaptor complex
Source: RefSeq, a predicted model, not a curated record
CUUGUCUUAAUCAGAGCACCAAGACGACAUAAGCGAGGGAUCAGACGAGGGAUCUGGAUUUGAGUUUCUCCUUUUCUCAGUGCACAGAGAAGUCGGCAUGAUCUCGCAGUUCUUUGUUUUGUCGCUAAGGGGUGACAACAUAGUUUUCCGUGACUAUCGUGGUGAUGUACCAAAGGGAAGUGCAGAGAUAUUUUUUCGCAAAGUAAAAUUUUGGAAGGAAGAUGAAGAGGAGGAGGCACCACCUGUUUUUAACUUGGAUGGGGUGAACUACUUUCAUGUGAAGGUCGCUGGAUUGCUAUUCGUUGCAACUACAAGAGUUAAUAUGUCGCCUUCUCUUGUUUUGGAGCUGUUACAACGGAUUGCACGUGUCAUUAAAGAUUACCUUGGGGUUCUCAAUGAAGAUUCAUUAAGAAAGAACUUUGUUCUUGUCUAUGAGUUGCUUGAUGAAGUCAUUGACUUUGGUUAUGUACAAACGACGUCUACUGAAGUACUGAAAUCCUAUAUAUUCAAUGAACCAAUUGUUGUUGAUGCUGCACGGUUGCCUCCUCUUGGCCCUGCUUCCAUGUUCAUGCAAGGCACCAAAAGAAUGCCGGGGACAGCUGUCACAAAAUCUGUUGUAGCAAAUGAGCCUGGGGGUAGGAAGAGGGAGGAAAUAUUUGUUGACAUAAUAGAGAAAAUAAGUGUCACAUUCAGCUCUAGUGGUUACAUACUUACUUCUGAAAUUGAUGGCACCAUCCAAAUGAAGAGUUAUCUUACAGGCAACCCAGAAAUCCGUUUAGCUCUUAACGAGGACCUGAGCAUAGGGAGAGAUGGGAGGUCUAUAUAUGACUAUAGUAGUUCUUCUGGAGGAGGGAUGGUGAUACUGGAUGAUUGUAACUUCCAUGAGUCUGUGCAUCUUGAUAGUUUUGACAUUGACCGGACUUUGACUUUGGUACCCCCAGAUGGCGAAUUUCCUGUGAUGAACUACCGUAUGACCCAGGAGUUCAAGCCUCCUUUUCGUAUUAAUGCUUUGAUUGAAGAAGCAGGGCCAUUUAGGGCUGAAGUGAUACUCAAAAUACGUGCUGAUUUCUCAUCAAACAUCACUGCAAACACAAUUUUAGUACAAUUACCGGUGCCAACGUACACUAAUAGAGUCAGUUUUGAGUUGGAACCUGGUGCAGUUGGAAACACAACCGAUUUCAGGGAAGCAAAUAAGAGAAUUGAGUGGGGCUUAAAAAAGAUUGUUGGUGGAUCGGAACAUACUUUACGUGCAAAGCUCACAUUUUCGCAAGAACCACAUGCAAAUAUCAUGAAGGAAGCUGGACCAGUAAGCAUGACUUUCACAAUACCAAUGUAUAAUGCCUCCAGACUUCAGGUAAGAUACUUGCAGAUAGCUAAGAAAUCCAAGACCUACAAUCCCUAUCGAUGGGUAAGAUAUGUCACACAGGCAAAUUCCUAUGUUGCUCGCAUAUGACAGCCUACACCCCCUUGGAAGACCCAGUCAGUUAAAAACAUUUUGGUUAUUGUUGUAAUAGUUUCAAUGUUUAAUCAGAUAACCUUAUUUACCAACAGACUAUAUUUCCAGAGCAUUAGUUCGAUGUCA